AUGCACGGACCAGAUGGUGAUACAGCAAUGGGUGAGCCUUCUGACGGUGCUACCGAGACUGACGAUCAAGUUCCAAUGGCUACUAAUGAUGAUAGCCCUGUUGACCAUUCCAACAAUGGAGAAGGAGAACGAGAUUUCGACAUUGGGGACAACAAUGCACAGAAUCCCGAGGCACUGCAACUGCAGAGCGUGGUACUGCCGGAAGGAGAGCUAGAGAUACAGCAUUUUGAUCUGCCCGAGGAACCACUUGCAACAGGGUCUGUAGGCGAGAACGACAUCAACCCGAGUUCAACGGCGAGAUCGACGAUCUAG
Messenger RNA from Zychaea mexicana, 312 nucleotides. RefSeq lists its product as uncharacterized. Lineage: Eukaryota; Fungi; Mucoromycota; Mucoromycetes; Mucorales; Lichtheimiaceae. Bases 1 to 312 code for a protein of 103 amino acids. The record is from RefSeq and is a predicted model, not a curated record. The transcript is spliced from 3 exons.